UUCCUGAAUGGAUGGCACACCUGAUGGUUGUCACUUGUUACCACAGCCACAAAGUCGAAAUUGGCUAGGCUAUAUCGUAAGUAAUGAAAACAAAAGGUGCGUUUGGGUCUUAAUUUAAUGUUAGAGUUUGGCAUAUGUUUACCAGAGUGGUUAGGGUUAGGUUUAACAUCUGAUUUUAAGAAGAUACAUUGUAGAAAUAGGCGGGGAUUUGCUGUGAUAACAACUGAAGACUGCACCUGAAGAGCACGAGACACCACGCGUCAACACCGAGUGACAAUAUCCGAAGGAGUCGCAUCUGUAGACGCUGAUCCAAGGUCAAUUUGGCGUUUAUUGAGCUGAAGGGGGUUUUAGGACGGCAAGCCGAUCCUAGAUCUGUACAGGACAGCCUCUACUUGGAGCUGAAGUAGCCUACACCUGCGACAGACGCAGUUCAGCGGUCAGGCAAUAACACGGAUCCAAAAGCAGAAACGUUCAUGUAAAAUGGUAUCUGUGUCAACGUGUGUGUGAUCUGUGCACCAUCUGAUCAUAAGCUGUUACAGAGCUAUUUGAGUUGCUGAGCUGCACUGAAGAAUGGAAUCAUCAGACGUCCAGCGGGGGCGGGGACGAUCGCCGUUUGACCUCAUCAUGAACCAGAUCCGCAGGAAACGCACGACCUCAGACAGGAAGUCAACGUCCGGCCGCUUCCUGUCCCGCCAAGCGGAGAGUGGAGGGCUUCCUGAGGACAGAGAGACGGAGGAGGAGAGGGGCGGAGCAGGUGUUGUUCCUGGCCCAGCUGACCUAGCAGAGAGUGUGUGUGACAUGGGCUGGGGUCGUGUGUGUGUGUUUGUCAAGAGGCUGGGGAAGAGAGCAGACAGCAGGACUCUGAGUCUGGCUCACUGUGACCUCACUGCUACUGAUGUACUGGAACUGGCUACCUUGCUCCCCUCGCUGUCUUUAUUGGAGGAGAUGGACCUGUCAUGGAACGAGCUGAUUGGAGGAUGUUUGAGAUCAUUGACCUCUCACCUCCAGAACGUGGGUGGGCUCAGAACGCUCAGGCUCUCCUGCUGUAGGCUGACUGCUGAUGACAUCACUGCUCUGGGUGAGGCAUUGAAGUGUGUUCCGGUGUUGGAGGUUCUGGACCUGUCCUGGAAUGCUGGUAUUGGUGGCUCAACUUUGCAGGGCAUUGUGGGUAAACUCCACCCAACCCUUAGAGAGCUCUACUUGGUGGCCUGCCAGCUCACUGAAACUGACGCUACUAUACUGGGUGGUAUAGUGAGUGUUCUCCCCAGACUGUGUGUGUUGGAUGCGUCUUGCAACCCUCUCCUGGCCCACACACAGACAGAAGCAGAGGACGGCAGCAUGUCAGAGACAGAGCCAGGGAAAGGCGGCGUGUGGGGUUUGGGGGGGUUAGUCCCUUCCCUGAGCCACACCCCCUCCCUUACAACCCUACGCCUACACGACUGUGGCCUGACCAUACAAUCCCUCGGCCUGUUGGGGGGUUCGUUCCACUGCCUCCGCUCCCUGUGUCAGUUGGACCUGUCCUGUAAUAAGGGUGUGGCCGGGGGGCUGUCCCUCCUCUCCCCUCACCUGGCUCUCCUCUCACAUCUGGGCGGCCUGGACCUGCACCUCUGCUGCCUCACACACACAGACCUACAGGCCCUCAUCCAGGUGCUGCCCUCGCUCACUGAGCUGACGGAAUUGGACCUGUCAUCCAAUAAGGAGGUUGGGGGUGUGGUCAGUGAUCUAGUCUCCGCCCUCCUGCUGUCACAGAUUAAACUCCUCCCACUCAACGGCUGCAGUCUGAACCAGGAAUCACUCAGCGCACUCGCUCUAGCUUUGCCGUACCUGCGGUGUAUAGAUGUGUCCUGGAGUAAGAUGGUGGGCGGGCGUCUGGCACUGCUAUUGGAAGCUCUGCAGCCGUCAGUCACCCAGGAGCUCCGCCUUAGCAGCUGUGACCUCACUACUGACGACCUGCUUCAUCUGGCUGUUGUAUGUAAGCGUGGCGUUCUGUCCUCUCUGCGUGUGUUGGACCUGUCCUAUAACGGAGGGGUGGGGGAGGAGGGGUGGUGUGGGUUGCUAGGAGAGGGGGGGCUGGGCUCACUGGAGGAGCUGGACCUUAGUCUGCGACCCCUGACCUCUAAGCCCUCACUCCUGACCUCUAACCCCUCACCCCUGACCUGGCUGCCAACCCUGCUCUCUGCUUUUCCUCAUCUACCUGCGCUGACACGUCUCUCUCUUCAGCGAUGGACUCUCACAGCCCAGGAGCGGGAGCAGGUAAACCACGCCCUCAGGAAGAGGAAAGUACUAUUAGAGUUGGACCCCGUCCUGUUUGCUUCGUCCGCCAAUCAGGAGGGGCUAGAGGAGGAACGCUAUGAAGAGUAGAGCUAGAAAGAGGGAAGGGAAUUGGAGGGGCUUUUGUUUGUUUUAAUUGAUUUCAUGUAAAUGUAUCUAAUGUUUAUUACUAACAUUUGGGUCAAACACAUUAACUAUGUUGUCUUUUCAGAUCAAGCACCCAAAAUAAUCUUGUGAUGUUAAGCACCAUGCACAUACACCAUACUGUUUGCACAUUGUUUUCCCGCUGAAAAUGACUUUGAUGAAAGUAAGAAGUUUACAUCAGUAAAACUACUAACACUGUGAGUCUACUGAUCUGAGUUGUUUGACCAACUCUGUUCAUUUGACUUUUAGCUUCACUCUGACAUGCUGAUGAUUGUUUCAAUAAAUUAUGCACCGGGUACAUGAAUAACACGUUUGA
Molecule: messenger RNA, 2731 nt
Organism: Salvelinus sp. IW2-2015
Lineage: Eukaryota; Metazoa; Chordata; Actinopteri; Salmoniformes; Salmonidae
Gene: lrrc31
Product: leucine rich repeat containing 31
Molecular function (GO): protein binding
Source: RefSeq, a predicted model, not a curated record